This is a messenger RNA of Hydractinia symbiolongicarpus, 3621 nucleotides long. RefSeq names its product cadherin EGF LAG seven-pass G-type receptor 2-like. The record is from RefSeq and is a predicted model, not a curated record. Gene Ontology annotation, biological process: homophilic cell-cell adhesion. Gene Ontology annotation, cellular component: plasma membrane. Bases 104 to 3103 code for a protein of 999 amino acids. Gene Ontology annotation, molecular function: calcium ion binding. NCBI's taxonomy places the organism in Eukaryota, Metazoa, Cnidaria, Hydrozoa, Anthoathecata, Hydractiniidae. The transcript has 22 exons.
UUUUUUCAAAAAAAUUUAGAUAAUAAUAAAGAAUUAUUUAAUAACUCACAGUACGUAUUUCUAAAACAACACAAGGAGAAACGUUUCCAAUUGGUUAACAACGAUGAAAGCUGAACCAAUCAAAUUCUUACUUAACCUAUGGCUAUUGUUUCUUUUUUUUGCGUUGCUACAUGGUGGCUAUAUCGUUGAAGCUUCUACCAACAGUAUACCAAAAUUUAGAAGUGGGUUCGACGAUGCAAAGAUAGAUGAAAACAUGCCUAUAGGUACACAUGUAAAGACAAUAACGGCGAGAGAUAAAGAAGGUGAUGCGAUAAAAUAUUCCCUUAUUGGUGAUACUAAUGGUUAUUUUGCUAUCGAUGCUGUUACAGGCGAGUUAACAACAGCAAGAAUAAUUGACAGAGAAAAGUUGGACAAUAAUUAUGCAAUCGAGUUCAAAAUUGCUGCAACAGAAGUGAAACGGAAGGAAGCGCAGGCUACACAAGAUUUCAUUGUGUACAUCAGUGAUGUGAACGAGUAUCCACCAAUAUUCAAGAAAAACGUAUCUAUAGUCCAAAUUUCAGAGAGCUUGGCGGGAGACAAAUUUGUGACUUCAGUUGAAGCUAAUGACAUUGAUGCAACACCCGACCCAGAGAUUUUGUAUUCAAUUGUAUCUGGAAACAAGGACAACUCUUUUCGAAUAGAGAAUAUAAAUGGGAUGGGACUAAUACGAGUGGAAGGGAAACUGGAUUAUGAAAAAACACCAAACUUUAAAUUGGUUAUUGAAGCAGCUGAUGGGCGGAAAAACGAUAAGCACAAACUGUCCUCGUUAGGUUAUGUGAUCAUUCAAUUAAUAGACGAGGAUGACAAUGGAGCUGCCUUUCAAAGCAACUACACUGCCACCAUAACAGAAGGCAAGAAAAAGGGUGUGCUUAUAACGCAAGUCAAAGCAGAAGAUCAGGAUCGGGAAAUUAAUGCGGACGUAGAAUACUCAAUCGAAUCGAGUUCGAAUUUUGGAGGCCUUUUUUCCAUCGACAGUCAAAAUGGCAAGGUGUAUGUAAAUGGCGACAUUGAUCGUGAAACAAAAGAAGUGUACCAUCUAGUGUUAUUGGCCAACGAAAUUAAGAAAGGACGUUCAUCCCCAGACCAUCCACCAGGAAGGACCACGUUAACUGUCACUGUUGAAGACGUGAAUGACAAUUCGCCGGAAUUUACCGAAUCCACUUUCAGUGGUAAAGUGAUAGAACACGAAAAUAUUGGCGAAAAAAUACUAACUGCAAAAGCCAUAGAUAUAGACAAGGGUUCAAACGCCAUGUUCGAAUAUCUACUAGAAGGCGAUGAAAGCAAAAUGUUUGGGAUCAAUCAGAGUGGAGAGAUUUUCGUAAAGGAAGAUUUAGAUCGAGAAACAAAAUAUCUAUAUGAAUUUGAGGUAGUAGCACGUCAGAUUGGUAGACGAGACAGCAAAGCUAAAGUUACUAUCACAGUGGAAGAUAAGAACGAUCAAAGUCCUAAAUUUAUAAAGGAUGUUUAUGAGCAAACAAUCGAAGAAAAUUUGGAUCCUGGGAUCUUUGUAGCCAAGGUGUCAGCCAUAGAUCGUGACCAUGGAGAAAAUGCAAAAAUACAAUAUAAAAUACGAAAAGACGGUGACGGAAUUCACGGCCAUUUUGGUAUUGAUCCCGACACAGGGAAAAUUGUGACAACGACCAAGCUUGAUUAUGAAAAGAGGUCUAGCUACGAAAUCAUAGUAGAAGCUUCCAACAUCAUGAAAGAUGAUACGAAAAGUAAACUGACUGAUACCAUAAAGGUUAAAGUUAGGGUCAAAGACAGAAAUGACAAUAAGCCAGUGUUUAAGGAAACAAAAAUCACCAAACAUGUACAUUAUGAUGCAGCAAUUAACACACAAAUAGUGCAACUAGAGGCAAUCGACGCUGAUAGUGCUGCGUUUGGUAAAGUAUCAUAUAGAAUUAUCAAAGGGAAUGAAGAAAAUCGUUUUCAUAUCGAGCCCUUAACAGGACAGUUGAAGGUCGCAGACGCGUUGGCAGCCUACUCUGGUCGAUUUGAGUUGGUAAUUGAAGCUUAUGAUAAUCUUGGUAACAAGCCUUCAAAUAUAUGUAAUGGGUCCGCCGUUGUUCAAGUGGCCAUUGUAUUAGGAGAAAACAGUGUUGUACUUACCAUGCAAAAAAGAGUGGCAGAUGUUUUACCACACCAAGAAAAAAUCAUCAGUGCACUAAAGAAGAUCUUAGGGAUUGGUGUCGUUAAAGAUAACAUUGAGAUAGGAGAGCAAUCAGACAGUACUAACUUUAUUUUCCAUGGAUACAAUGAAAACACGGAAGCCGUCGUUAAAAAGGAACAAGUCAUAAAGACUUUGAAAACAACUACAAGUGAGGAGAUGGUUAAAUUUCGCAUGCAAUGGAACAUAACCAGAUUGUUUGAAUUAGCAAAAAUAACAAAGUUAGAAGACAACGCAAAGAAAGAAGAAGAGAAGAAUUCUGACAAAUGGCAUCCUAUCAUAUACGCUGUGUUGGGAUUUUCAGCAUUGAUUGCAAUUUUCGGAAUGAUUGGAAUCGUAUAUCUGAUAAAAUCAAAGCGAAGAAAUGAAUUUGACGGUGGUGCUUCGCAAGCCUCGUCCCGAAUUCCGAUAACAGCUCGAAAAUCAAGAAACUUUUGGAACGAUGAUGCAUUUGAAUCUGUAUCACAAGGCGUUCCUGAUUCUUAUGUGCACUCAUCCGGAUUUCUAGACAGAUCAUGUGAUCGAUAUGAAUUAGAUCCAAGCAAUAUGUAUGGCUCACAGGACCCAUACCGUUCCGAUCCGUUUAAUCAAGUUGACAGCUCGCCAUCUCAUAGUUCCACAGGAUCUCGUGCCUCAAGCAUCUUUGCUGCAUCCAGUGUAAUGACCGUGGUAACGGCGAUUAACAAUCGACAAGGAGCACAUAAUAAACGCUCACGUACACACACGCAACAGUCCAUGUUAUCUCCACGUGAGCGUAAACUCUCCGUUAUUCUUGAUGAUGAAGGUAAAACGAGGACUAUUUUGGACGAUGAUUCCCCCAUCCAAUCCCAAAGACCACCCAGUUACGAAUAUGAUUUAGAUGAAAAAUUGAUAGAUAACUAUGAAUACGAUGCUUAGCCAUAAACUAAUUGGAGACUGGAAGUGAUAUGCAAAAUGUUAUUGGUCAAGAAGCAAAGAGACGGUUAUGGUUCGAUGUUGUGAUAAAGCACAGCAUGUACUAUCAAAAUAAAACUAAAAGACAUUUCUCCGUCGAUUUUUUUCGUUAUUUUUUAAUAACUUGACGUUAUAAAGAUUCUGGAAAAAACAUUAGGUUGCGUGAUGGAAGAAGAUUGAUCAUAGAGUUUUGUUUAGAAAAUUAUAUUUAUUUUAAGCCAUACAGAUAGACAUGUAUAUAGAAAUGUAAAUAUAAAUGGCAGGUAUAAAGACAGGGCGAUAAAUUUUACUCGAGAGAGCUGGCAAGAAGCUAAACGAGUAAAAAGAUAUAAUAAAAUAGAUGCAAGUAUUUUUGACUUGUUAAUUCAAACACAUAAAUAUUCUUAAAGAAAUUCAUACGUUUGUACAUUUUUGGUAUUUAAAAUAUGAUUAGUUCUUUAAUCAUUUACGUUAUGUGAAAGUUUAAAGAUUUAGUUUUCAAA